Molecule: messenger RNA, 1524 nt
Organism: Macrosteles quadrilineatus (aster leafhopper)
Lineage: Eukaryota; Metazoa; Arthropoda; Insecta; Hemiptera; Cicadellidae
Exons: 2
Coding region: 1-1524 (507 amino acids)
Source: RefSeq, a predicted model, not a curated record
AUGGAGAAAUUCCUUAGACCAGACGAAUUGCAAAUUGACCCGGAAUCUCCAACUGCCUCAGAGGAAUGGACGCACUGGUUACAAACAUUCGAAGACUUUCUAACCAUGACAGAAUUCGUUGAAGACAAGGACAAACUGAAACUACUAACUAAUCGAUUAUCUUUUACUACUUAUAAAUUUAUCAAGGAAUCUGAAACUUACCAAGACGCUUUGAGAGUUCUUAACUCAAUUUACAUCAAACAAAAGAAUGAAAUAUUCUCAAGAUAUUUAGUAAUGACUAGAAAACAGCAACAAGGUGAGACUAUUGACAAAUAUGUGUCGGAACUGAAACUUUUGAGCCAAGAUUGCGUUUUUGAAGCUGUUAAUGCGAUUCAAUACAGGGAUCAUUACAUUCGUGAUGCUUUUAUCAAUGGCUUAGCCUCGUCAUACAUACGACAGAGACUAUUUGAAAAUAAAACUUUAGACCUAGCUGAAGCAGUGGAACAGUCUAGAGCUUUUGAAAUGGCUCAAGCUCAAGUCGAGAGCUAUCCAAAAUCUAUGUACGGAAUGCAAACUUGUGCAACGAAUGAAUUGGCAAAGCGAGCUUGUCAGUACGAAUUCCCACUACAACAAAAGGAAGAAGCUACUGUUUCCGCUAUUAAAAAUGUUGAUGGCAAGUGUUAUUUUUGUGGGCAUGAUAGACACUCUAGAGAUUGCUGUCCAGCCAGAGAAGCAACUUGUGGGAAAUGUAACAAGACAGGGCAUUAUGCGAGAGUCUAUCUUUGUACUGACGUGCUUAUCGGACAUGAUAUCACGAAACUCCACUCAAAUAUACAGGGUUGGUUUGGAGGUAAGAAACCUCCUCUGUUGGUGUGCUCCUGUGCCAAAGUUGAACCACCCAAACUAUUCUGCAAUUUAACUCCAGAUUGUAAGCCAAUAGCCACAAAAUCGCGACGUUACUCAGAUGAAGAUGUGCAAUUUAUAAAACAAGAAAUGGAAAGACUACAGACUGAGGAGAUCAUUGAACCUAGUUCGUCACCUUGGCGUGCACAAGUGUUGGUUGUUACAAACGACAAAGGGAAGAAGCGACUGUGUGUGGACUAUUCGCAAACGAUAAACAAAUUUACUCUGUUAGACGCCUAUCCCUUACCAAACAUAGAUGAUCUAGUAUCCACUGUAGCGACGAACAAGGUUUUUAGUGCCAUUGAUCUAAAGCAAGCAUACUAUCAAAUACCAAUUUCUGACGAAGAGAAGAAGUACACUGCUUUUGAGGCUACUGGUCGUCUUUUUCAAUUCAGAAGAAUCCCAUUUGGCGUAACCAACGGGGUGGCAUGUUUUCAAAAGACCAUGGACCAAAUCAUUAGAAAAGAAAAACUGAAUGGAGUGUAUGCCUAUCUGGAUGAUUUGACCGUAUGUGGAAAGGAUCAAAAGGAUCAUGAUGAGAAUCUAAGAACAUUUUUAGAUGCUACAUUAGCAUUCUACAAUGUCACACUUCCGAAAGAUUAUAGUAUUUCAAGAUGUAGAUCCAGUACAACUACAAUUUAG